AUGAAUAGGCAAUAUUUCAACUACGAGAUUGUCUGCUUUAUUGGUGCAGCCGUCGCCGCUCCAUCUGGUGGAUAUGAAGUAGCGGCUAUCGACAGCUAUUCCAUUCCCCGCUAUGAAUUCAACUACGCUGUUAAUGAUCCACACACUGGAGAUAAUAAAGCCCAAUCCGAGGUACGCGAUGGCAGUGUAGUCAAGGGUUCUUACUCUCUAUCAGAACCCGACGGUACAGUGAGAGUAGUCGACUAUACUGCUGAUGACGUCAAAGGUUUCAACGCGGUCGUCAAACGCAUCGGCAGCGCUGCCCAUCCACAAACCAUUCAGGCGCCAAUUAUCAGCAAGCAGAUCAUCCAACCAAUUGCUUAUGAGGCGAUCGCUCCCAUGGCACCCAUCAAUAGCAACGUCUACUCCUACUCAUCGAACCUUCUAGGUCUUGAAGGUUUGGGUGGUGGUUGGGGACUUCAAAACAGUUGGGGGCUUAAUUCUUGGGACCUCGGCGGCCAUGGAUAUGGAGGAUUGAAAUACUAACUCCGAUCUAUUGUUAUCAAGAUAACCUGUUUCAGUGUUUGAAUUUUUUUCAUGAAUUAAUGAUUUGAGUUUUGUCUUAAACUGAGGAAAUAAAUUUGAAAAAUAUAAAAUCGUGUACAACCUUAGUUAUAUACUUUUUGUUGUAAGAUAAGAACUCAAGUAAAGAGUAUAAUAUUAAAA
This is a messenger RNA of Melitaea cinxia (Glanville fritillary), 705 nucleotides long. It is a transcript of the gene CPR57, whose product is annotated as cuticle protein 7-like. NCBI's taxonomy places the organism in Eukaryota, Metazoa, Arthropoda, Insecta, Lepidoptera, Nymphalidae. Bases 1 to 525 code for a protein of 174 amino acids. Gene Ontology annotation, cellular component: extracellular matrix. The record is from RefSeq and is a predicted model, not a curated record. The transcript is spliced from 3 exons.